Messenger RNA from Trichoderma harzianum CBS 226.95, 3912 nucleotides. RefSeq lists its product as hypothetical. Gene Ontology annotation, biological process: amino acid activation for nonribosomal peptide biosynthetic process; secondary metabolite biosynthetic process. NCBI's taxonomy places the organism in Eukaryota, Fungi, Ascomycota, Sordariomycetes, Hypocreales, Hypocreaceae. The annotation marks the transcript as partial. Gene Ontology annotation, cellular component: cytoplasm. The transcript has a single exon. Gene Ontology annotation, molecular function: catalytic activity; phosphopantetheine binding. The record is from RefSeq and is a predicted model, not a curated record.
AUGACGGUCCCCGAUUCUGUUCGUCAGUCAGAGCUAUACUGGCAGAAUACUUUGACUGAUUUCAAUGCGGCAACAUUCCCACAUCUCAAGUUGCCUGAUCAGAAUCCCCAGGCCAAUGACACAAUCACCUACGAGAUACCUGUACACUUGAAGAAGCCUCCUGUUGCUACCAUACCAGUCUUGAUGCGGGCGUCAUGGGCAUUGGUGAUUGGUUGCAUGACAAAUUCGGACGACGUUGUUUUCGGCGUUACAGUAUCUGAGCACAAUGCUUCCAUUGAUGGCACGAAUGAUCUUGUCGAUCAGACGACUGCUCUUGCUCCCGUGAGAAUCAGCUGGAACCGUGCUUCCACUAUCACAGACUAUUUGAAAACCAUUUAUAAGCAAGGCUGGGAAAUGGCUCCGUUUGAGUACAUAGGGCUUGAUAAUAUCGCCAACAUAUCGCCCGAAAGCCGCCAGGCUUCCGAGUUUCAAAGUCUUCUUAUUAUUCAAACCCGUGAAACUGGAAGGUCCCAACCGCCAUUAGCAGGCUGGACGGGACAGUCGCUGCUAUUGCACAUCCUUCACGACGCCGAGUCAAUCUCCAUCACUGCCACCUUUGACGCCAAUGUCGUCGAGCCCUGGGUAGUCGAAGGAGCUCUAAAACAAUUCACGUCUCUUUUCGAACAACUCCAACAGUCUAGUCCUGCUACCACCUUAGCUGACCUUGAACUGGUAACAUACGACAACCUGGAAACAAUUUGGAGCUGGAAUGGCAACCGCCCUCCAUCUGUGGAUCUUUGCAUCCACACCGUCAUCGAGCAAAAUGCUCGUGAGCAGCCAGAUGCAAUCUCCGUGCAGGCAUGGGACGGGCAGUUGACCUACAGCGAGUUGAACCAUCUUUCUUCUAUUCUUGCUUGCCGGUUGGUGGAGCUCGGUGUCGGGCCUAAUAAAUUGAUACCUUUGUGCUUCGAAAAGUCCAUGUGGACAAUGAUUGCAUUACUUGGUGUCCUUAAAGCAGGCGGUGGAUUCGUCCUUCUCGACCCUUCCCUCCCCCAAGAGCGGCUGCGCACUAUAGCUCACCAGACAAAGUCUGACUUUAUCCUCUCUUCCAUAUCUUCCCAAUCUGUGAGUAUGAAACUACUCAACAGAGUCAUCAUAAUCAAUCACGAAUUCUUUGUCAACCUGUCUAGCGGGCCAUUGUUCAUACCUGCGCCGGACCCAGACUCCGUCAUGUACGUCGUAUUCACUUCCGGCAGCACAGGUACGCCUAAAGGAGCUAUGAUAAGCCAUAGAAACUUCUCCUCAGCUAUGACAUAUCAGCUGGAACACUACAAGGUCACUUCCCAGAUGAGGAUGUUUGACUUUUCCUCCUAUAGUUUUGUUGCCUCAAUUGCCAAUUUAUUUAUUACCCUCACCGCAGGUGGCUGCAUUUGUAUCCCUAGCGAGUAUGAUAAGAGAAACAGGCUGGCCGAGAGUAUUGCAUCUUUGCGCGCCAAUGUUAUCCACCUUACACCAUCAGCCUCGAGACUCAUUACCCCAGACUUGGUUCCUGAAGUAGAGCUUGUCAUAUUCUCUGGCGAAGGCCUUCACACCGAAGAUAUAAAGGUCUGGUGGGGAAAAGUACGGGUGAUGAAUGUUCUGGGGCUCUCAGAAUGCGCACCUAGAAGUGUACUCAAUGUGAUUGCGAAAUCGCCAGAGGAGGCAACGCGAAUUGGAAAAGGUAUAGGGCAAGUGACAUGGGUAGUUGACCCUGAAGAUCACAAUCGCCUGAUGCCAGUUGGCGCUGUUGGAGAAUUACUUUUAGAAGGCCCUCUUGUUGGGCUUGGCUACUUAAAUGACGAGACGAGAACGGCACAGUCCUUCAUUCACAAUCCUCGGUGGCUGCUAGAAGGCUGCCCAUCCAAGCCCUCUGGAAGACAGGGACGGUUGUACAAGACGGGUGAUCUCGUACGAUAUCAUCAGGACGGCAGCCUGUCUUAUGUAGCGAGGAAGGACGCGCAAGUCAAAGUCCGUGGUCAACGCGUCGAGCUUGGAGAGGUAGAGUAUCGAAUCAAGGAAGCGCUUUCCGACGUCGAGAAAGUGGUGGUUGAUGUGAUCAGCCCUCGAGGAGAAAAAGCGAAUCAUUUUAUCCUCACGGCAUUUACUCAACCAAAUGAAUUGCCAUCAAUUCCAGCCACAAGUGACUUAUUUAAGGCGACACUACUACCCGUUACACCAGAUAACGAGGAACGUAUGGCAAAAAAUCUUCCCUCGUAUAUGAUACCGGCACUGUUUUUCACAAUGUCAAAACUACCCACCACCCCGACUGGGAAGAUAGAUAGAAGGAAGCUGCGAGAAAUCGGCAGCUCCUUUUCCCUCCAGGACUUGGCGGAUCUGAGAACUACAAGUGCAUCUCCCAAGCGAAUGCCGAGCCUUGACGAAGAGCAACAGGUUCAAUCGCUUUGGAGUCAGGUGCUCCACCUCAAACUCUCAAGUAUUGGCUUAGAUGAUACUUUUGUACAACUUGGAGGCGACUCUCUUGGGGCCAUGAAAAUUGUUAGCGAAGCCCGAAAAAUUGGUCUGAGUUUAUCUGUUGCAGAUGUUUUGGGCUCUUCAACCCUAGAAGAGGUGGCAAAGACUGUGCAACAAGUAUCAUUCUAUGGUGCGGUUGAUAUCUCUCCAUUCCAUCUUGUACCAGCAGACUCUCAUCUACCACUGUUAUUGGAUGAGGUGCAAAAGCUGUACGGGAUUCAAAAAGAAACCAUCGUGGAUAUGUAUCCAUGCACGCCGCUUCAAGAAGGGCUUUUUUCACUUUCAGUAACGCAAGGUGACUACAUCACCCAGCGCAUUCUGAGACUAGCACCGGGACUUGAUCUAGAUCGGUUCCGUACGGCCUGGGAAACGGUAUCUGGGGCGUUCGAAAUCUUGCGCACGAGAAUCGUUGCAUCAAAUCAUGGCCGACUGCUUCAAGUAGUCAUGAAUCAGCCUGCCGCAUUUGUCACAGCCACUGGGCUUGAAACUUAUCUAAAAGCAGACAAAGCUCACCAAAUGGCACUGGGCAUGCCGCUUGUGCGCUAUGCCCUCGUGAAGGACGAAAUUGGGUUGUACAGCCAUUUUGUAUUGACAAUCCACCAUGCACUUUACGAUGGGUGGUCUAUGCGCCUAAUACUUGAUUCGGUUGACAAAGUCUAUCGCGGUCAGGACUUGGACGCUCCUUCAAAAUUUAACGGAUUUAUCGAUUAUGUAAAUCGACAGAGUGCUGAGUUAGCCAAAGCAUACUGGUUACGAUUUUUAGACGGCUAUAGCGGGACACCAUUUCCUACGAUCCCUCCGACGAUACACCAACCUUCAAUCGAUUCAAGGCUCCGAUGGGACAUGUCGAUACCAAAUACCACAACGAUGAAGGUUACUACAUCUUCACUGAUUCGUGCUGCAUGGGCCUUGACUGUUGGACUUUGGAUCGAUGCCAAUGAUGUCGUAUUUGGUGUUCCGCUGUCCGGACGGAAUGCUCCAAUCCCUGGCAUUGAGAAAAUGGCCGCCCCAACUAUUGCUACUGUUCCAGUCAGAGUCCGGUGGGACAAACAUUCCACGAUUGUUGACUACCUAGAGAUGGUACAGAAGCAGGCCAUUGAAAUGAUUCCAUUUGAGCAAUCUGGGCUGAGCAUGAUCUCUAAGUCAGGGGAUAGCUGCCAACGAGCUUGCGAGUUUCAGACUCUUUUACUUGUCCAACCAGACAUUAGCCCCAUAGAAGAGACGUUGGGCAAAUGGGAAUUAAAGGAAUAUCAAGAGCUCAAUACUUAUGCUCUCACGGUCGAGGUCAAACUUGGCGCACGCGGCAUUACAGUGCAUGCAGGAUUUGAUUCCAAGAUACUGGAAGCUCAGCUUGUCCAAAAUCUUGUUCCAUCGUUUGAGUCUGUUUUGCAACAGCUGAGCAUAGCAAGUCCGGAUGAGAAA